AUGGCGAACUACCUCGCCUCCAUCUUCGGCACAGAAGCCGACAAAGUCAACUGCUCCUUCUACUACAAGAUCGGCGCAUGCCGCCACGGGGACCGGUGCUCAAGAAAGCACGUCAAGCCCUCAUACUCACAGACGAUCCUCCUCCCAAACCUAUACCAAAACCCCGCCUACGACCAGAAGAACAAGAUGAACGCCUCACAAUUACAAAACCACUUCGACGCCUUCUAUGAAGACUUCUGGUGCGAGAUGUGCAAAUUCGGCGAGAUCGAGGAGGUAGUCGUCUGCGACAACAACAAUGACCACCUAAUCGGAAACGUGUAUGCGCGAUUCAAGUACGAGGAUUCAGCACAGGCGGCAUGCGAUGCGCUCAAUUCGAGAUGGUACGCGGCUCGACCGAUCUACUGCGAGUUGUCGCCGGUCACGGAUUUUAGAGAAGCGUGCUGUCGGCUGAACAGUGGCGAGGGAUGUGUGAGAGGAGGGUUCUGCAACUUCAUCCACCGGAAAGAGCCGAGUCCAGAGUUGGACAGAGAGUUGGAGUUGAGCACGAAGAAGUGCUGA
Cyphellophora attinorum is the source of this 558-nucleotide messenger RNA. Its product is annotated as Splicing factor U2AF 23 kDa subunit. Gene Ontology annotation, biological process: mRNA splicing, via spliceosome. The record is from RefSeq and is a predicted model, not a curated record. Gene Ontology annotation, molecular function: pre-mRNA 3'-splice site binding; metal ion binding. Gene Ontology annotation, cellular component: U2AF complex; spliceosomal complex. The transcript is spliced from 2 exons. Bases 1 to 558 code for a protein of 185 amino acids. Lineage: Eukaryota; Fungi; Ascomycota; Eurotiomycetes; Chaetothyriales; Cyphellophoraceae.